Paralichthys olivaceus (Japanese flounder) is the source of this 1800-nucleotide messenger RNA. RefSeq names its product histone-binding protein N1/N2-like. Gene Ontology annotation, biological process: DNA replication-dependent chromatin assembly; CENP-A containing chromatin assembly. Gene Ontology annotation, molecular function: histone binding. The record is from RefSeq and is a predicted model, not a curated record. Gene Ontology annotation, cellular component: nucleoplasm. Lineage: Eukaryota; Metazoa; Chordata; Actinopteri; Pleuronectiformes; Paralichthyidae.
GAAAUCUCCCGCGCUAGUUGACGAACACGGAAGUCGACCGGAAAGGGCAGGGAUAUUUCGCGCCAAAUUGAAACAGAAGAGUUGACAGAGUGAGCGGCGGGAGAGACGAAGCGAGACUCGAACCUCCGAACAUCUCCUGAAGUUUCACCGUCUGUUUGUCCCGCUCAGCACAAGUGUCGCUAACAUGGAGGAGGCCAACAAGCUGAUCGGCACCGGGAAGAAGCACCUGGUGAUGGGGAAGGUGGUGGAGGCGGUGAGCGCCCUGCAGGAGGCCUGUGGCAUGCUGGCUAAAAAGUAUGGUGACACAGCGGAUGAGUGUGGAGAGGCGUUCUUCUGGUGUGGUAAAGCGCUCCUGGACCUGGCACGGAUGGAGAACUCAGUCCUGGGUAAUGCUCUGGAAGGAGUUCCUGAAGAAGAAGAGGAGGAAGAGAAACCCAAAGACUCUAACGUCGAGAGCACAGAAAACGUCGACGAGAAGACCAGAGACGAGCUGAGGGUUCAGGUGUACGACGCCAUGGCAGAGAAGAAAAACGAAGAUGCACAAAAGGCUGAAGGGAAGCAGAGUGAGAAGGCAGAGAAGAACGGUGCUGUGGAAAAGGCUGAGGCUGGCGAUGAAGAACAGAAAGCAGCAAAAAAGGGAGAGGAGGAAAAGAAGGGCAAGAAUAAUGAGGAGAAAUCGACUGAAAAUAAAGACGAGAAGAAAAAGGAGAAACAAGGCGAGGAAUCCACAGAGGAAGCAGAAGACGGUGAAGAAGAGGGGGAGGAGGAGGAGGAGGAUGCAGAAAUGGAUGGUGACGCACAAGAGGAAGGCGAAGGCACUGCUGAGAAGGACAGUGAUGAGGAGGAGGAGGAGGUGGGGAACCUGCAGCUCGCCUGGGAGAUGCUGGAAGUGGCUAAAGUCAUUUACCAGAGGAAAGAGUCGAAGGAUGAUCAGCUGAUGGCAGCUCAGACCCAUCUGAGACUCGGUGAAGUUUCUACUGAAUCAGGAAAUUACUCCCAGGCGUUGGAGGAUUUCAAGGAGUGUCUGAAGCUGCAGGUGAAACACCUGGACUCAGACAGCCGCCUCCUCGCUGAGACUCACUACCAGCUGGGCCUGACCUACAGCCUGAACCUCCAGUACCGCCAGGCUGUCGACGAGCUCAACAGCUCCAUCUCUGUCAUAAAGAGCAGGCUGGAUAAACUACAGGAGCUGCUGGACAAGGCCGAGGGCCCCGAGGCUCUGCCCGACGAGAGGAAGGAGAUGGAGGAGCUGAAGGCUCUGCUCCCAGAGAUCAAGGAGAAGGUGGAGGACGCCACAGAGGGACUGAAAACAGCCUCAGAGGCGAUGAAGGAUGCACUGGGGGGAGGCUCUACUUCCUCUGCAUUCCCAGAGUCUGCUCUACAGAACGGUGACGCUGCCUCCAGUUCAAAAAUCAACGGCACAUCAACCAAAAAAGUCAGUUCCACCAACGGACACUCGUCCUCAGCUCCAGUCUCUGACAUCUCCCACCUGGUCAGGAAGAAGAGGAAACCAGAGGAGAGUCCAGUGAAGGAGGGUGUGGUGAAGAAGGUGAAGCAGGAUGACAAAGCCAGCAGCGCCACUAACGGGCAGGAAAAAAAUAUGGAAGUCAAGAGUAAGUGAAGCUGGAUUCCCUCCUGACUUUUCUCUCUCUCGCCCAAGAGAUUCACCGUCCUGCCAAGCUCCUUCUUGCUACACUUGUUUGCUGUUGUAAAUAUGUGUAUCUUUAUCUAUGUCUGUUAUGGUCGUGUUGGUUCACAUAUGUUACUGUAAAGUUGAAUAAAGAAUCUAAUUUGAUAAAA